Messenger RNA from Bufo gargarizans (Asiatic toad), 4483 nucleotides. RefSeq names its product GTP cyclohydrolase 1 (gene GCH1). The record is from RefSeq and is a predicted model, not a curated record. NCBI's taxonomy places the organism in Eukaryota, Metazoa, Chordata, Amphibia, Anura, Bufonidae. The coding region runs from base 504 to 1241 and encodes 245 amino acids. The transcript is spliced from 7 exons. Gene Ontology annotation, biological process: tetrahydrobiopterin biosynthetic process; tetrahydrofolate biosynthetic process. Gene Ontology annotation, cellular component: cytoplasm. Gene Ontology annotation, molecular function: zinc ion binding; GTP cyclohydrolase I activity; GTP binding.
AGCAAAGCUCAGCGACUUGAGCAAUAGUGCCCUGAGUCCAACCUGAGCGCAUGCUGACGCUGGAGCUCCAAAGCCUGCCAUUCUGCUGUGCCAAGUGCAGAAAGCUUGCAAUCUAUCAGAAAAUAAUCUAUUCAUCUGGACAACCCAUCCAGCAUCUCUAGACUAAGACUUGGAAGUAUACGGAUUACCAGAAAGCAAAGUGUCUUCACAUUGAUGCUGACCAACAAGCUCCAGAGCAUCUUGCCUGAGUGACCAUCCUGCUGCCCAUUCCAUGUUCUCCUGUUGGAGAAGAUCUCAACUCAUGGUCCAUGCUCAACAUGUCAGUUCAGGGUCGUGUUCCUAUCACAUGCUUAAGCGAAUGAAGGUAGUACCUGUCUGGUGAUACAUUUUCAGAACUUCCCUGAAGCUGACACCUGCAGGAAGACUUCUUUGGUAGACAGUGAGUGGAGUCUCGUGGUAGAGCACAAUUCAUUAUUCCACCUAGACUAAAAGUCUGCGCUGACAUGGAUCCAGUCAAGUCAAGGCUGGAGAAGAAACCUGUCGACUGCAAUGGUUUCCUACAAGAAGAUAAGAAGGACUCCUCCAUGGCAUUGGGUCGUGUAGAUCGCGGUAGAUCUGAGAUGAGCACUCCACCCCUGGAGAGCUGGAGAGAAGAAAGGACUCGCAGUGAAGAAGACAAUGAACUGAACCUCCCUACCUUGACGGCAGCUUAUGGUACCAUCCUGAAGUCACUUGGAGAAGACCCUGGAAGGCAAGGACUACUGAAAACCCCAUGGAGGGCAGCGACCGCCAUGCAGUUCUUUACCAAGGGCUACCAAGAGACAAUAACCGAUGUGUUGAAUGAUGCCAUCUUUGAUGAAGACCAUGAUGAGAUGGUGAUUGUGAAGGACAUUGACAUGUUUUCCAUGUGUGAACAUCAUCUGGUUCCAUUCAUUGGAAGGGUGCACAUAGGUUAUCUACCAAACAAGCAAGUGCUGGGCCUCAGUAAGCUGGCGAGGAUCGUGGAGAUUUACAGCAGACGACUACAAGUUCAAGAACGCCUUACGAAACAGAUCGCCAUUGCAAUUACAGAAGCCUUGCAGCCUGCCGGCGUGGGAGUGGUCAUUGAAGCUACCCACAUGUGUAUGGUCAUGAGAGGGGUUCAGAAGAUGAACAGCAAGACAGUGACCAGCACUAUGCUCGGCGUAUUCCGAGAGGACCCCAAAACCAGAGAAGAAUUCUUGAACCUCAUCAGGAGCUGAUUUCAGUGCCAAAAAAAAUAAUCUGUGGCUGCGUGAAUCUGCCUGUCCGUGUCUGUGUGUCUCUGGUUCGGUCGUCUAUUGUUCAACUAUGCGUAGGAUAACGGUGUUUUAUGGUGACCGCUUCAGCGUCAUUUUAUGGUACUCUGUGUUUACAUAUAUAUCGAGAAAGGACCGGAAACGUGGUGGCAAAGGUCACCACCCCAUCCAUUACCAUGUUUACAUUGAUCAUGUUCUGUCCAAGCCUGACCCUACUUAGAUGCUGAUUUUUUGGGACAUGGUACAGAAUGGCGCCAGUCCUCAGUGACUACCUGAGACCACAGCUACUGUACGUAUGUGAUAUUCGGGGCCACAGCUGGAGAUCUGUAGGACAUCCCAGCCAUACAUCAGCAGUUUCCAGCUGUUGCAAAGCUGCAACUCCCAGCAUGUUCCGACAACCCGUGGCAGGUUGGAGACCAUUGUUUUACGGUAAUAUGGCUGCACAUUCUCUUGAUCAGACCACCCAUAGUGAAGUGCCACUUAGAGUCCUAAAGAGUCCUUACAGGUAAGCUACCAAAGGAUUAAAAGGGUAUUCCGGUUACUACAAGUUAUCACCUAUCCACUGGAUAGAGGACAGUUAACAGAUUGUGGGGGUUCAUACCUCCGAAAUGAAUAGAAUGGCUGGUUGAGCAUACACCUUGCCGGUGCCAUUUACUCUCCGGUAGUCCCAUAGAGAUGAAUGGAGUGGCAUUACACAUGCUCGCCCUGCUGCGCCUUUCAUUUCAGGGCUUCUUACCUGGGAUUUUUGGGCAUCCAAUCACUGGGACUCCCACCGAUCAGUUAGUUAAUCCCUAUCCAGUGGAUAGGGAGUGGUAACUAGCAUACCCCUUUAAGGCCCCCAUACACAUUAUACAAUCGUGAGCUGAGUGUGCAUGUGUAUGGGGCAGUCGAGAGAGAUGGAGUAUAUGACCUGGAUAGAAUUAACAGAGGUGGUCGCCCUUUCAGGACCAGUCAGAAAGCAGCUGCAAAAAAGCGUACCACCAGGCCUGUUAGUGACUUCAGAGGGCACCGUGUAAUGCUUCAUUUCCCCUGUGGUGGCGCUGCAGGGAUACUAAUAUUUGCUGCCAGGUUUCCCCACAAAUGACAGUUGAUCGCUUGGGUUCCUAACAGCGACAAAACCAGUGAUCGAUUGUCAACAGAGUAUCAAUUAAAAGGGAUUAUUCAAAGUGGACAAUCCCUUUAAAGAGGACCUGUCACCCCUCCUGACAUAAAACUGUUUUAAUAACUACUUGCAUACCCCCAUGUAAUAACAAUUCUGGAUCAUCUUUUCUUUUCUUAUUCCUGCUAAAAUGUUAUAGAUGAGGGUUCAGAUGGAUGUUACCAGUUGGGGGGUGUGUCCAUGUACAGUCUGACACUGGCAGCACUGAUUGGUUAAGGUCAGACUGUGCAAGGACACACCCCAACUGGUAACUCCCAUCUGUAACUUUAUCCAUAAACUGCUAGCAAGAAUAACAGAGUCAUAAGAAAAGAUGAUCCAGAAUGGUCAUUCCAUGUGGAAUAUAAUUAUUUACAAAAACAGUCAUGUCAGGGGGGGCAUGGUCCUCGUUAAGGCUCUUGGCUGUAUUAGGGUUGUCACUGCCUGACAGAGGCAACCAUUUUCAUAUAUUUCACCAUAACUAGAUCAUUUUAUAUUUAGCUUUCUCUCUUCUGCUGCUGCAAUACAUUCUGAUCAUUUAUUUGCUUAUCGUGCUGUAUGUAUAAAUGUAUGAUGGAGGGUUCGGAUCAUGGGAAAUGUCUUUUUUGGGGACACCUCCACCCAACUCUGAGGUAUACAUGUGUAGGUAAUUCCUAUACUGCCUUUACCUGGGAUUGUUCCUUGCUGCUCCCCUUACACAAAUAGGCGGAACCACAGAGCAGACCCCUCCUUCUGGACUUACCAUUUAUGCAAAUGAAGGGAGGAGCCUGACUAUCUGCUGCCUCUGUAGAAAACUACUAAUACUAGAGGACCAGAUGCAGGAGUGAAUAUGAUAAUUGUACAUUUACUAAUGGUACCGUCUCAAUGGACGAACUCUCAGAGGUGGACACAGCUGUCCUUUAAAUAUUUCUGUCUGAGAUGUUUAAUGGUUUACAAGACCCAGAUCAGAUUUGUGCAGUUCAUGUUUGAUAACUCAAUGGAACAACAAUCGGCAGCUUAAACUGAGAAGAGGCCAUGGAGGAGCUCUGUACGCGUGUAUUUAUAACGUCCUGUCCAUUGUCUGCUAUGUGCCUGUGGUCUACAGAUAUAUAUAUAUAUAAUCAUGAGUACAUGUCUUGUUUGUAACCAUCCACAUUUUUGGGGACCACAUUAUGUCGCCCUGGGAGAUACUCUGUAUAUACCGAGAACACCCAGGCAAGGAAUGAAUUUGUGUACUAUGAUGUUAAUGUCCCUUUAAGGGAUUAAAGAAACAAUGUCUGUUUUUUAAAGCGGUAUAAAUUAUCUGCCUAUCAUAUAAGUAUAAUAUAAGCAAUCCUGUACGAUAUAUAGCUAUAAGAUAUAGAGAGCUCCUGUAAGAUAUAUAGCUAUAAUAUAUACAGGGCUCCUAUACGAUAUAUAGCUAUAAUAUAUACAGGGCUCCUAUACGAUAUAUAGCUAUAAUAUAUACAGGGCUCCUAUACGAUAUAUAGCUAUAAUAUAUACAGGGCUCCUAUACGAUAUAUAGCUAUAAGAUAUACAGGGCUCCUGUAAGAUAUAUAGCUAUAAUAUAUACAGACCUCCUGUAGGAUAUAUAGCUAUAAUAUAUACAGUGCUCCUGUAGGAUAUAUAGCUAUAUACAGUGCUCCUGUAUAAUAUAUAGCUAUAUACAGUGCUCCUGUAUGAUAUAUAGCUAUAUACAGUGCUCCUGUAUGAUAUAUAGCUAUAUACAGUGCUCCUGUAUGAUAUAUAGCUAUAUACAGUGCUCCUGUAUGAUAUAUAGCUAUAUACAGUGCUCCUGUAUGAUAUAUAGCUAUAUACAGUGCUCCUGUAUGAUAUAUAGCUAUAAUAUAUAUACAGCUACUGUAUGAUAUAUAGCUAUUAUACAGUGAUCCCGUAAGAUAUGAUAUAUACAGUGAUCCUGUAUGAUAUAUAGCUAUAUUAUAUACAAUGACACUGCACGAUAUAUGGCUACAAUAAGAGAUCCUGUACAAUAUGAGUAUAAUAUAUACAGUAAUGCAAAUUGUGUUUAACUCUUCCUAUUGUAAUUUAUGACUUACGUUCUGCACAAUGAAUAAAGCACAGGUUCUACCCA